AUGGCCCGUGGCCCUGCUGGGACGAGCCCGGGAAGGCGGCCCCAACUGUUGCCGCUGCUGCCUCUGCUUCUGCUGCUGCUCCGGGACGCGGGCGGCAGCCACCCGGCCCCUGCCUGGUCCGCCUUGCCUGCAGCCUCUGAUGGUCUGGCUGGGAUCAAGGACCCCUGGCGGUCCCUGGGGGACGCGGCCACCACUCUGGGCCCCGGCGCCCAAGACAUGGUCGCUGUCCACAUGCUCCGGCUUUAUGAGAAAUACAGUCGGAGGGGCGCGAGGCCAGGAGGGGGCAACACGGUUCGCAGCUUCCGGGCCCGGCUGGAAGUGGUCGACCAGAAGGCUGUGUAUUUCUUCAACCUGACUUCUAUGCAGGAUUCAGAAAUGAUCCUCGCGGCCACAUUCCACUUCUACGCAGAACCUCGGUGGCCCCGGGCACGAGAGGCCCCAUGCAAGCAGCGGGCCAAGAACGUGUCCUGCCGCCUACUGCCCCUGGGCCUGCCCGCUCGCCAGCACCUUCUCUUCCGCAGUCUCUCUCAGAACACGGCCACACAGGGGCUGCUCCGCGGGGCCAUGGCCCUGGCGCCCCCGCCACGGGGACUGUGGCAGGCCAAGGACAUCUCCCCCAUCGUCAAGGCAGCCCGCCAAGAUGGCGAGCUGAUCCUCUCUGCUCAGCUGGAUCCUGGGGAGAAGGCCCCAGGGGGGUCCAGGCCCAGCCCGCACGCGCCCUACAUCCUCAUCUACGCUGACGACCUGGCCAUCUCGGAGCCUAACAGUGUGGCAGUGACACUACAGAGAUAUGACCCCUUCCAGGCUGGGGACCCGGAGCCCGGCGCUGCCCCCAACAGCUCGGCGGACCCCCGCGUGCGCCGGGCCACGCAGGCCACCGGACCCCUCCAGGACAACGAGCUGCCAGGGCUGGACGAGAGGCCGGCGCACGCCUCCCACGCCCAGCACUACCACAAGCACGAACUGUGGCCGGGCCCUUUCCGGGCGCUGAAGCCGCGGCCUGGGCGCAAGGACCGCCGGAAGAAGGGCCCGGAUGUGUUCAUGGGCUCCUCGAAGGUGCUGGACUUCGACGAGAAGACGAUGCAGAAAGCCCGGAGGAAGCAGUGGGCCGAGCCGAGGGUCUGCUCCCGCAGGUAUUUGAAGGUGGACUUCGCAGACAUCGGGUGGAACGAAUGGAUCAUCUUGCCCAAGUCCUUCGACGCCUACUACUGCGCCGGCGUGUGCGAGUUUCCCAUGCCCAAGAUGGUCCGCCCGUCCAACCACGCCACCAUCCAGAGCAUCGUCAGGGCUGUGGGCAUCGUCCCAGGCAUCCCAGAGCCUUGCUGCGUUCCCGACAAGAUGAACUCUCUUGGGGUCCUCUUCCUGGACGAGAACCGGAACGUGGUUCUGAAGGUGUACCCCAACAUGUCUGUGGAGACCUGUGCCUGCCGGUAA
Molecule: messenger RNA, 1434 nt
Organism: Puma concolor (puma)
Lineage: Eukaryota; Metazoa; Chordata; Mammalia; Carnivora; Felidae
Gene: GDF10
Product: growth differentiation factor 10
Biological process (GO): positive regulation of osteoblast differentiation; osteoblast differentiation
Cellular component (GO): extracellular region
Molecular function (GO): growth factor activity; cytokine activity
Source: RefSeq, a predicted model, not a curated record